Molecule: messenger RNA, 1353 nt
Organism: Fusarium keratoplasticum
Lineage: Eukaryota; Fungi; Ascomycota; Sordariomycetes; Hypocreales; Nectriaceae
Product: FA-desaturase domain-containing protein
Exons: 3
Coding region: 1-1353 (450 amino acids)
Biological process (GO): lipid metabolic process
Source: RefSeq, a predicted model, not a curated record
AUGGACAAGUACAUUGUUUUCGACAGGCAGCUCACCAAGGCGGACCUUGUGGUGCUGCAGAGCCUCACCGAGGACUUGAGGGAGCACACACGGAAAGAAGGCGGAGAUGGUGCUGCCAAGGCCAAUGGCAAGACGCUGGAUGCAUCAACUUCCGAUGCCGACGCCAAGGCAUCAAAUGACGGCACAUCACCAAACCAGCAUGCCAACCAGCUCUCAUACGAAGAAGCUGUGCGUCACCUUCAGGCAUUGAAUGACCCCAAUGAUGCCCAUUUUGAGCCGACCAUCAUGAACAAUCUGGAUUUUGACCAGAUCAAGCUGCCUCCUGUUCUCGACAAGCUUCUUCUACGCCCUUACAUCCGCAUUGCGCGCUCCCUCGUCCGCGUGGAGACGGAUGUCAUCAUGCUAACACAUCUUCUGCUUUACGUCUUCACUUCCAUUCCCAGCGCUGUUUUUCUCUUCUACAGCUUUACUUGGAUUCAUGGCGUCUUGCAUUUUCUCAUGCAGUUCUCCUACAUGGGGACCUACACCCUCAUGAUGCACCAGCAUAUCCAUAUGCGCGGCAUCCUACACAAGCGUCUUGCCCUUUUUGAUCACAUUUUCCCAUACAUCCUCGAUCCUCUUAUGGGCCAUACGUGGAACUCAUACUUUUACCAUCACGUCAAGCACCACCACAUUGAAGGCAACGGACCCAAUGAUCUGUCUUCAACAAUCCGAUACCAGAGGGACAGCCUUCUUCACUUCUUGCAUUAUACAGGAAGAUUCUUCUUCUUCAUCUGGGCUGAGCUCCCCUACUAUUUCAUUCGCAAGGGCAGGACUUCAUUGGCAUUCAAGGCGGCGUUCUGGGAACUCUCGACCUAUACUUCGCUAUACACGCUCUAUCGCAUCAACCCUCGAGCCACUGUCUUUGUUUUCCUCAUCCCCCUGUUUCUUCUUCGACUUGGUCUGAUGGCUGGCAACUGGGGACAGCAUGCAUUUGUCGAUGCAGAUGAGCCAGAUUCUGAUUACCGAUCAAGUAUCACUCUCAUCGAUGUUGCUAGCAACCGACAUUGCUUCAACGACGGGUAUCACACCUCUCACCACCUCAACCCUAUGCGCCAUUGGCGUGAACACCCUGUCUCCUUCUUGAAAACCAAGCACAUCUACGCCUCUCAGCAAGCCCUGGUCUUUCACGAUAUCGAUUAUCUCAUGGUCACUGUGAGGCUACUGAUGAAGGAUUAUAAGCGACUGGCGGAGUGCUUGGUUCCUAUUGGUAGCCAAAUGUCAUUGAACAUGGAUGAGCGUGUCAAGCUUCUGCAGAGACAUACUCGGAGAUUCUCCGAGGAAGAGAUCGAGCAGAAGUUCAAGACGCCAUAG